This is a messenger RNA of Macroventuria anomochaeta, 1915 nucleotides long. RefSeq names its product cytochrome P450 monooxygenase-like protein. The transcript is spliced from 3 exons. Lineage: Eukaryota; Fungi; Ascomycota; Dothideomycetes; Pleosporales; Didymellaceae. Gene Ontology annotation, molecular function: monooxygenase activity; iron ion binding; oxidoreductase activity, acting on paired donors, with incorporation or reduction of molecular oxygen. Bases 1 to 1611 code for a protein of 536 amino acids. The record is from RefSeq and is a predicted model, not a curated record.
AUGGUACUCGACCACCAUCUGUUCAACCUCGUGGGCAUCGCGUUCUCCUUUGACAUAUUACUGGCUUCUGAUGAAUAUCGCCUCCGAGUGGCAUCACAAUGCACUGACUUGACAAAUGCUGACUUUUUCUCGAUCGCCUUGUACGCCAUCGGCGCCAUCAUCUACAACCUCUACUUCCACCCUCUCCGCCACAUCCCCGGCCCAUGGCUCACUAGCUCUACCGGCAUCCCUUACGCCCUGCGCAUGCGCUCCGGCAAAAUCCUCCCCUGGAUCCAGCACCUCCACGCCCAAUACGGCGACGUGGUCCGCGUGACGCCCACCGAAGUAUCCUUCAUCAGCGGCGAGACCGCCUGGCCCGACAUCUACGGCUUCCGCACUGGCAAGUACAAAGAUACCGGCGCCUACCUGAAAGACAAAGCAUGGUUCCCUACCCCAAUCAACGGCGUCUGGUCGAUCAUCACCAGCACCGAAGCCGACCACUCGCGCUUGCGCCGCAACCUGUCGCACGCAUUCAGCGACAAAGCGCUGCGUUCCCAGGAACCCCUGAUCAUGAGCUAUGUCGACCUACUCAUCCACAAGCUCAGCCAGCACGCGGAGAAGGGUAUGUCGGUGGAUAUCAUGCGCUGGUACAACUACACAACCUUCGACAUCAUCGCGGAUCUCUCCUUCGGCGAGCCGCUGUACUGUCUCAGAGAUAGCGGGUACCACAUGUGGGUCAACAUGGUGUUCAUGGGCCUCAAGGGGAUCCCGACAAUCGCCAUUCGCAACAAAUACAUUCUCUUCCGCUGGCUCGAUAGGUUCCGGAAUCUGUUUACAGACACACAGGCUGUUGUACGCGCGAGGAAGGAGUUCUUCGCUAUGGCAUCUGCCCGCGUAACCGCCCGUCUUGAAAAGGAAACAGAGCGUCCGGAUUUCUUCACGUUUAUACUGCAGAACCAGGAUAAGGAGAGUCGCGCGCUGACGAGGGGCGAGAUGGAUGCGAACGCGAACAUCUUCCUCAUUGCUGGCUCCGAAACGACCGCGACCACACUUUCCGGAAGCACUUAUCUUCUCCUCAAGAACCAGGCCGCGUACAAACGUCUCGUGCACGAGAUCCGGAGCGCGUUUAAGAGUAGUGAUGAGAUCUCCAUCGACAAAGUGAACCAGCUUCCCUACCUCGUCGCCGUCCUGCAAGAAGGCCUUCGCUACUACCCACCCGUGCCAACAGGCUUUCCACGCAUCGUCCCCGGCACCGGUCAAGAUAUCUCAGGACACUACAUACCCGGCGGCACGGGCGUGUACAUCUCCCAACACGCGAGCAACCACAGCGCGAGAAAUUUUACGGACGCGGAUGCCUUCGUUCCGGAGCGCUGGCUCGACGCCGAGAGACCGGCCAAGUACGAGGGAGACAACAGAGAAGUCGUCCAGCCGUUCUCCUUUGGGCCGCGAAACUGCAUAGGCAAAAAUCUCGCAUACGCAGAAAUGCGGCUCAUCAUGGCAAAGUUGCUGUUCCAUUUCGACCUCGCACUCGUACACCCCGAGAGGGAUUGGAUGGAGAAGCAAAGGGUGUUUGCGCUGUGGGAGAAGCCCUCGCUGGACGUGCGCCUCACGCCCGUGCAGCGGUCUAUUUAGGUCGCAGACACGUGGGACGCAUAGGGCCAAGGUGUUCCAGGCGUUGGGCGUGCCUUUACAGGAGUGUAGAUGGACGGCCUUGUCGCGCGUGGUGCCGGGGCUUGAAGGAAUGCAUUGCGCGCCGAUCCGGUGGUGCACGUGAGAACUACCGAAUGAAGAACGUGCCAUGCAAAAUCUUCUGUUUGGAAAGCACGAGUCGCGCCCAAGCGCCAGGCAAGACCUGGCCGUGCGACGAGCGACGAGCGACUUCACUGGCUUCUUACCGUGUUGAUCCCACGCUGGUCCAACCAGGCACACGCAUCAA